Messenger RNA from Lolium rigidum, 1697 nucleotides. Its product is annotated as glutamate-1-semialdehyde 2,1-aminomutase, chloroplastic. NCBI's taxonomy places the organism in Eukaryota, Viridiplantae, Streptophyta, Magnoliopsida, Poales, Poaceae. Gene Ontology annotation, molecular function: transaminase activity; pyridoxal phosphate binding; glutamate-1-semialdehyde 2,1-aminomutase activity. Gene Ontology annotation, cellular component: chloroplast. Gene Ontology annotation, biological process: tetrapyrrole biosynthetic process. The record is from RefSeq and is a predicted model, not a curated record. The coding region runs from base 41 to 1465 and encodes 474 amino acids. The transcript is spliced from 3 exons.
UCAUCUUCUCCACGCACGCGACCCACCUCGCGGAAGCAUCAUGGCCGGAGCAGCAGCUGCCGCCGCCGCCGCCGCCGUGGCCUCGGGGAUCUCGAUCCGGGCGGUGUCCGCGCCCAAGGCCUCGCGCGCGCCCCGCGCCCGGUCGGUGGUGCGGGCCGCCAUCUCCGUCGGCGAGAAGGCCUACACGGUACAGAAGUCCGAGGAGAUCUUCAACGCCGCCAAGGAACUGAUGCCUGGAGGUGUUAAUUCUCCAGUCCGUGCCUUCAAGUCAGUUGGCGGGCAGCCCAUAGUUUUCGAUUCGGUAAAAGGUUCUCACAUGUGGGAUGUUGAUGGGAACGAAUACAUUGAUUAUGUUGGUUCAUGGGGUCCUGCCAUCAUUGGUCACGCAGAUGAUACGGUGAAUGCUGCACUGAUUGAAACUCUGAAGAAGGGAACUAGCUUUGGUGCUCCAUGUGCGUUGGAGAAUGUGUUGGCUCAGAUGGUUAUCUCAGCUGUCCCCAGUAUUGAGAUGGUCCGUUUUGUAAAUUCUGGAACAGAAGCCUGCAUGGGAGCACUCCGCCUUGUACGUGCAUUCACCGGGAGGGAAAAGAUUCUGAAGUUCGAAGGCUGUUACCAUGGCCAUGCUGAUUCCUUCCUUGUUAAAGCUGGCAGUGGUGUUGCCACCCUUGGCCUCCCAGAUUCCCCUGGAGUCCCCAAGGGAGCCACCGUUGGGACUCUCACAGCACCAUAUAAUGAUGCCGAAGCAGUAAAAAAGCUGUUUGAGGAUAACAAAGGGGAGAUUGCUGCAGUCUUCCUAGAGCCGGUUGUCGGCAAUGCUGGCUUCAUUCCUCCAACACCUGCUUUCCUAAAUGCUCUCCGUGAGGUUACCAAACAAGAUGGUGCACUUCUGGUCUUUGAUGAAGUGAUGACUGGUUUUCGUUUAGCGUAUGGUGGAGCUCAAGAGUAUUUUGGAAUCACCCCUGAUGUGACAACGUUGGGGAAAAUUAUUGGUGGUGGUCUUCCAGUUGGUGCUUACGGUGGGCGGAAGGACAUCAUGGAGAUGGUUGCUCCAGCAGGGCCGAUGUACCAGGCAGGAACCCUCAGUGGAAACCCUCUAGCUAUGACUGCUGGAAUCCACACGCUCAAGCGUCUGAUGGAGCCUGGCACCUAUGAAUACUUGGACAAGGUCACUGGUGAACUUGUCCAGGGUAUAUUGGAUGCUGGCGCUAAAACAGGGCAUGAGAUGUGUGGAGGACACAUCAGAGGAAUGUUUGGAUUCUUCUUCGGGAGUGGUCCUGUUUACAACUUUGAUGAUGCCAAGAAGAGCGAUACCGCUAAGUUUGGGAGGUUCCACCGUGGAAUGCUUGAAGAAGGUGUAUAUCUAGCGCCGUCCCAGUUCGAGGCAGGCUUUACCAGCUUGGCUCACACACCCCAAGAUAUUGAGAAAACUGUUGAGGCUGCAGAAAAAGUUCUUCGACGGAUAUAGAUAACUCAGACUGCAAAACUUUUGAAGCUUUCCCCUGUGUUGUACUCUGCUAGUUCUACCUUGCUAAAGUUUAGUUUUGUAUUGUGUUGUGCAGCAGCAGUAUAUCGUGCCUACUCUAGCGAAAUUCCUUUUUUCCUGAAUUAGCAUUUGUGGCGAUUUUGCAUUGCUUUAGAACAUCUACGACCUACAUUACCAAGUCUUAUACCACGUUGAGAUCUGGCUUCUUUUUUUC